AUGAAGCGUGAUAUACUGGAGUUUGUUGCUCAGUGUCUGAACUACAAAAAGGUGAAGUAUGAACAUAAAAAACCAGGGGGUACACUUCAGAUGAUGCUCAUACCUGAGUGGAAGUGGGAAAGAAUAGCUAUAGACUUCAUAGUUGUGAAGAUAACUUAUGAUGCGGAUAAAUUGGCUAAAAACUACAUUCGUGAGGUGGUUAGGCUUCAUGGGGUUCCUAUCUCCAUUGUGUCCAACAGGGGCAUAACAUUCACAUCCAGAUUUUGGGAGUGUUUGCAUGAAAAGUUUGGCACAAGAGAAAGUGAAGGUGAUUCACCUAAGCUUCUGGCAGCACAAAGUAGGCAGAAAGAGUAUGCAGACUAUAAAGUUCGAGAUCUUAAGUUUCAAGAGGGAAAGCAAGUGUUGUUGAAAGUUUCACCCAUGAAUGGUGUGAUGAGGUUUGGGAAGACGGAAAAUCUUAGCUUGAGGUACAUUGAGCCAUUUGAGAUUCUCAAACGUGUGGGGGAGGUGGUGCACAAGUUGUCUUUACAUCCAGGUCUAUCAGGCGUUCAUCCGAUUGUGAUACAGCGACUGCUACCAUCCUCAUAUGUAGCGUUGAGGCCGUUGCUGGCAGAUUUAGGGUGA
This is a messenger RNA of Lycium barbarum (goji berry), 624 nucleotides long. RefSeq lists its product as uncharacterized. The record is from RefSeq and is a predicted model, not a curated record. The transcript has 4 exons. NCBI's taxonomy places the organism in Eukaryota, Viridiplantae, Streptophyta, Magnoliopsida, Solanales, Solanaceae. Bases 1 to 624 code for a protein of 207 amino acids.